AUGAGAAAACAUACUAACAAAAUUACCGAAGAUCCGCACCAAAAGAAGAUUUCUUAUUUAGAAAAUCAAAAUGACACUGAUGAUCCAGCUACACCUUCUACCAGUUCAAAAGAUGUCUCUGUAUUGUCUUCACAUAUGUCAACCUCAAUAUCAGGACUCAACGACAAUGAUAUGACUUUUAAUGUAACUUCAGAGUCUUCAGACGAUAAAACUAAAAAGGAUCUUGCCUCUAAAGGCUCUAUUACUGCAGUAUUUGAUAAAAUAAAUUCAUAUGCAGAUUCAGAUACUAUGGCUGCUCGGCUUACUAACAGUAUCGUAUACAUGAUUGCUAAAGAUCAUCAACCCCUGUCAAUUGUUGACAAUGAAGGUUUUAGAGCACUUAUGAAAUUAGUAGUACCAUUAUAUAAAAUUCCUAGUAGGAAAACGAUCACAACCCGUUUGGACGAUAAAUAUCAUAUUAUGCAAUAUAAAAUUAAAGCUAUCUUGUCAAACAUCAAGAAUUUGUCUCUUACUUCAGAUAUAUGGACUGAUCCAUACAAUACAAAAGGAUUUUUAGGUAUAACAAUACACUAUAUUGACUGUAAAAACUUCACUCUGGAAUCAAUAGAUCUUGGAAUGCAAGAACUUGAAAACCGACACGAGGCAGUGUAUAUAUCCCAAGUUUUCAAAAAUAUUUGUGAAGAAUGGAAUAUACAGAAUACGAGUGUGUGUGCUAUAAUCACUGAUAAUGCUGCCAACAUGAAAAAAGCAGUGUACGAUACAUUUGGAAGUAACAAACAUGUUCCAUGCUUCGCCCGUUCGUUGAAUUUGAUGAUACAAGAUGCUAUAUCUUCAACACAGGAACUGAAACCAAUUAUCCAAAAGGUCAAGCGUAUUGUUACAUUUUUCAAAUGCAGUGUUAACGCUACACAUGCACUAAAAAAAUUGCAAAGACAGGAAGGCAAAACGGAAGAUAAAAUUUUGAAGCUAAAACAAGAAUGUAAAACACGAUGGAAUUCGACGUUUUUGAUGAUAUCAAGAUUUUUGCAAUUAGCAAAUCAUGUAAGCGCAGUACUUAUCAAUAAUUCAAUAUUAGGAUCUGCAGAUUCACCAGAAAUGAUAUCUCGUGCGGAAUUGAAAGCUAUUGAAGAUGCGUGUGAAUUACUAUCUCCAAUAGAAUUGGUUACAGUAGAAAUUUCAAGGGAAAAAUAUGUAACGUGCAUUUCAUAUGCUCAAACAAAAGUAAAUAAACUUAUGAAGGAGAUGUUUGAAUCCGAAAAUGAAAAUAGCUAUUCCGAAUCGAAUAUCGAAAGCAAUAUUAAAAAACAUAAUGUGUGGAACAUACACGACGAAUUGGUGACAUCUAGAUCUGAAAAUUUAGACGAAUUUGGAGAGAACGGAGGCUUAUCAGCUGAAUUUCGACAAUACCUCAUCUCUCCAGUAGCAGACAGAAGAAAGUGUCCUUUAAAAACUUGGCAGCGUUUGAGAGCACUGCAUCCACACUUGUACGAAAUAGCUUUAAAAUAUUUAGUCAUUGUUGGUACCUCCGUGCCAUGUGAAAGACUGUUCAGUAAAGCCGGCAAUAUCAUUACUGAGAAACGCAAUCGGUUAAAAGGAAAACAGGCUUCCAAAAUUAUAUUUUUAAGUUCAUUAAAUAAGGAAUAUUGGUGA
This is a messenger RNA of Trachymyrmex cornetzi, 1650 nucleotides long. Its product is annotated as zinc finger BED domain-containing protein 4. Bases 1 to 1650 code for a protein of 549 amino acids. Lineage: Eukaryota; Metazoa; Arthropoda; Insecta; Hymenoptera; Formicidae. The record is from RefSeq and is a predicted model, not a curated record. Gene Ontology annotation, molecular function: protein dimerization activity. The transcript has 3 exons.